Messenger RNA from Hemibagrus wyckioides, 1109 nucleotides. RefSeq names its product prolactin 2 (gene prl2). The transcript has 4 exons. Gene Ontology annotation, cellular component: extracellular region. Gene Ontology annotation, molecular function: hormone activity. Gene Ontology annotation, biological process: response to nutrient levels; positive regulation of receptor signaling pathway via JAK-STAT. The record is from RefSeq and is a predicted model, not a curated record. NCBI's taxonomy places the organism in Eukaryota, Metazoa, Chordata, Actinopteri, Siluriformes, Bagridae. The coding region runs from base 177 to 920 and encodes 247 amino acids.
UUCUUUUCAUUCUAUUUUCUCUUUCAUUUUCUUUCAAUCAUUUUGCUACCUCCUUUUCUUAAAAACCUAAUCUCUCUCUCUCUCUCUCUCUCUCUCUCUCUCUUUUUCUCUCUCCCUCCCCAAAAAGACGUUUCUUCUCUCUGGCUCUGACAGAAGAAAACACAAAACAGACUUAAAUGUUAACAAUUUGUCUCUUUCUCGACUUUCUAAAAGCUCAAAAAGGACUCACCAAAUAUUUCUCUUUUCUUUUCCUCAUGCUUUCCCGUGUAGCAGUUCUCUUUGUGGCGUUUCUGUGUCUGGACCUGUGUACCUGCGUAAGCACCAUGCCAAUCUGUGCCUACGGACACGCCAGCUGCCAGCUCCUGUCUCUGGCUAAUCUCUUCGACAGGGUCAUCCAACACUCGGCCAGGAUGCACGGGCUGUCCAGCGAUCUACACUCAGAGCUUGAGAAAUACUUCCUGCCUGGCAAAAACCACAUAGGUAGCAUGUAUCGCAAGUGUCACACAUCCAGCAUCCUAACUCCUAACGGCAAGGAAACUGCACAGAAACUGGCUCAUGAGGAGUUAACAGAGGUCAUUCUCAAGCUGUUGAUGGCCUGGACGUAUCCUCUGUCCCUGCUGCACAAGAACAUGUCCCACCAGCAGGACUUUAACAGCUUCAUCAGCAGUAAAGCUUUAGAGAUGAACAACAUUGCUCUUGAGCUCAGGAAAGGAGUGGAGAAAGUCAUGGAAAAGAUGCAGUUGUUGGGGAUGAUCAGUAACUCAAUGGACGGCUUCACCUCUCCUGAAGACUUAUUUCCUGCAAGCGACGAGGCCAUGAGUGAAUACGAGCUCCUCUACUGCUUCCGUCGUGACUCUGACAAGGUCCAGAACUACUUGAAGAUCCUUAAAUGCAGAAUUGUACCUGAGCAUGGCUGCUGAGCAUCCACCUCUCACCUGCAUGGCUGGACCGCAUACUGUAUAUUCCUCUUCGUGCACUUCCAUUCUUGAUCUUCCACUCUUUAUCUCCGUGUUUGCUUCCCACAAUAGAGGAAACCAGUUUUCAAAACAUUUAUUUCUCAUUAAAGGUAAUGAUUGAUAAUAAGCUGAUGAAAAGAAAUGAGAAAUUGA